Messenger RNA from Ylistrum balloti, 1970 nucleotides. RefSeq lists its product as uncharacterized. The coding region runs from base 253 to 1317 and encodes 354 amino acids. Lineage: Eukaryota; Metazoa; Mollusca; Bivalvia; Pectinida; Pectinidae. The transcript is spliced from 8 exons. The record is from RefSeq and is a predicted model, not a curated record.
CCACGCUAGAGCACCCCACGGUGGAUGGUGGAGAACGAUCCUAUGAGGGUGAAUUGUAGAUGUAUUUGAGGGGAUUCUUAAACGAGUUCGUGACGCGAACAAAUAAUAGAUGCGGCAGGAAGCACGGAACAUGUGGUACGGAAAGAGAUAAGACAGGGCAGUAGAUACAUGUAUAGCAAUAGAUGUAUCGUCGUUACGAAGUAACUCUCUUAAAUAUAAGAAAAAAGCUGCGACACCCUGUUUGUAUCAGUCAUGUAUAUGUCACUGGUCAUUCUAGUGGUCACAGUUUUCACAGUUUCUGGACAGUCCAUUACCUUAACAGGGACAAGUACUUUGCAAACACCAGCAUCAGAACUGAAAAUUACUUGUCAACCAAGCCCAGUUGGUAUAAACGAUGUCAAUAGUAUUAGGAUAAGGAAAAAUACCAGCACUACAGAUUAUACAACAAUAGUGUCUGUUACCUAUGAUAAACCCUCGGCAUUAUCAUUAUUAUCGUGGGGUACAACAGGUCAUCAGAACAGGCAAGGGGUGACAGUGACGGGAAAUGUGGACUCUGUGUCUGGUGCUCAGCUCGUAUUAACUAUAGCAGCUAAUUGGACGACAUGUAACGAUGGUGGAGCCUAUCAAUGUAUAAUGGGAGUCACUCUGACAGGUGGUAGUGGUGGGGUCACUACUGAUGAUAAAUAUGUCACUGCUAAAGAAAGUCCCACCUAUACCAACUCUCUGUCUGUGACACCAUUACCCAAUGUGAACAGUAAUUACUAUUCUGUUGGAACUAUGAUGACAUUCUCCUGUACCGGAACGGUUGGCACUGACAAACAGAGACACACCUGGUGUUACAAGCGAGCCAGUGACAGCUCAUAUACGGGUUACCCGACCGCAUCACAUAUAAAUCAGAAUGAUGAUGGUUUGAUCAAGGAGAACUGUAAUUACAAGCGUACCAGUACACUUACCUACAACGUCACUUCUGCCGAUUCCAAUACCACGUUUAUGUGUGAACCGUACACUGGAACUGUGUGUGGCUCUAAUCCAGCGCAGCUGAAGUCUUAUUAUUCGAUCAGAAAUUAUAUUUCUUCAUCAACGACAACUGUAUAUUUUCAAAACACAGAUAACGUCGGAUCUUGGAUUGUCGCCGGUAUUUCCAUUGCUGUUAACGCAUCUCUCGUCGUUUGUGUUGUUUGUCUCUGGCUGAAAGUACGAAAAUACAAAGAGCUUUUACACCAACAAGUGGACUACGAGGUGGUCAAUAAGGGAUCUCAAAACGGAAAUGAACAUGUGUAUAAUAUUCCUGAACAUUACGAAAUACCAAGCAUAUAGACAGAGGUCCUAGUGUAGGAUACCUGUUUUAUAACACCCUAGCUGUAUGUAUCGAUGUGGUACCAUUAACGUUUCUAGUUUUCAUAACGGAAGUUUUAGUUCAAUCGAGGAAUCAGAUUAAGCAUAUAUUGUCUGAUCGAUUACUAAGAACAAAACAUUUUAGCAAAAAUAUCGAGGAAACUUUGAAAACAUUAAGAAAGGAAUGCAUCAUGUUGUCCUUCUGGUACUCGUCAGUGAAACUUGGGGCCAAAUGUUAGUGUUUAAUUGUGGGAAAACACUACAAUUUGAUGACAUCUAUGCCAAGUUAUUGAUGGAGGACGAUGAUAUAAGGUGUUUCGGACAGCUUUCUAAUUCAUCGGCGACAUACACAAUGUAAACCUUCGGCAAUCAUUGACUACCAAGUAGUCGUGAAAAUGGUGAAAUUUUGAAACGGUUAUAGAACAUAACCUGAGACAUGUAAACAUCGACAUACUUAAAAGUUAGAUAAGGAUUGUGUCCAUGUACUGGUUUGUAGAGCGAGGGAGCAGUAACAAAGGACGCCCCGAGGAAUCUAGACGCUUAAAACAUUUAAGGGUAUCGAAUUAUUCAUGCUAAUGUUAAUUGAUCAUGUAAUAUACAACUGUAUAAUUAAACGCGUGUAUGUUUUCGGAUUA